AUGCGCGGAGUCAGGGUGCUUGCUUCUUGGGCUCCAGGGGUUACUGCAGGGCAACUCGCUCGGCAGAGAGCAGGAGUCUUAAAAAAUCUUUACCCUGGUACUCAAGCCCCUGCAUUCGCGUUUGGUUCUCAUAGUAACCAGUGUCGCCCGUUUUCUAUCGUCUCCGGUGUGCGCAACAGUUGCAACAAUCGCAGUGUCUCGACUUUGCUUUACAACGAUGCCAGAUUCAUACGAUCAUUUCAAAACAUACGGCUUUAUACCUCCACUCCGCGUCUACUAGAGGACAAAGCGACGAACGCUACGCAAAGGGGUCAGAAGAACUCCCAGGACAAGGAAGAUGAGGAAGUCGAUAAGGGCUUUGAAUUAUCGGAAAGGGCAGCCCAGGCAGCUCAGGUCAACUUUCGGGCAAAGCUAGCCAAGGAUGGAGCGUCCGGAAAAAAGUCCGGUUUUCGAGAGAUCUGGAGACUUCUGUCCAUUGCGCGACCAGAGGCCAGGAAGCUUGGAUUGGCAUUUAUGUUUCUGCUGAUUUCUUCGUCCAUCACCAUGUCGAUUCCGUUCUCUAUUGGUAAAAUCAUGGAUGCGGCAACGAAAUCGACAAGUGAGGGCGGGGAUGAGCUUUUCGGACUAAGCAUUCCAAUGUUCUAUGGCGCACUAGCUGGGAUCCUUACACUGGGAGCUGCGGCGAACUAUGGACGUAUCAUUAUUUUGCGCAUCGUUGGAGAACGCAUUGUUGCCAGACUUCGGUCGAAGCUUUUCCGUCAGACCUUUAUACAGGAUGCGGAGUUCUUUGAUGCCAAUCGAGUUGGUGACUUGAUCUCUCGUCUGAGCUCAGAUACCAUCAUCGUUGGCAAAAGUAUUACGCAGAACUUGUCGGAUGGUCUGAGGGCGGGAGUCAGUGGUGCUGCAGGGUUCGGUUUGAUGGCAUACGUCAGCCUUAAACUGUCCAGCAUCUUGGCUCUACUACUCCCUCCAAUAGGCCUCGGUGCUUUUUUCUACGGCAGAGCUAUCAGAAAUCUAAGUCGCCAGAUCCAGAGAAACUUGGGAAGUCUGACCAAAAUUGCUGAGGAGCGUCUAGGAAAUGUGAAAACUAGCCAGUCAUUUGCAGGGGAAGUCAUCGAGGUUAACCGUUAUAACAACCAAGUCCGCAAAAUUUUUGAUCUUGGAAAGAAGGAAUCUGUGAUCAGCGCGACCUUCUUUAGCUCUACCGGGUUUAUGGGUAACAUGACGAUAUUGGCCCUCCUUUACGUUGGCGGGGGAAUGGUUCGGACCGGUGCUAUAAGCAUUGGAGAAUUGACAUCAUUUUUGAUGUACACUGCCUAUGCAGGCUCCAGCAUGUUCGGCCUGUCCAGCUUCUAUUCCGAAUUAAUGAAAGGAGUUGGAGCAGCCAGCCGGCUUUUCGAGUUACAAGACCGUGAACCGACGAUCUCUCCCACAAAGGGUACAAAAGUUGAAUCUGCACGUGGUCCUAUUAGAUUCGAGAAUGUGUCCUUCAGCUAUCCCACACGGCCGGCGGUUCCCAUUUUCAAAGAUCUGGAUUUUGAAAUCCCGCAGGGAACCAAUGUUGCCAUUGUUGGGCCUUCAGGGGGAGGCAAAUCGACUAUUGCUUCCAUUCUACUCCGCUUCUAUAAUCCUACAGAGGGCAAGGUUUUGAUUGACGGGAAAGAUAUCGGUGCCAUGAAUGCCAAGUCUCUCCGGAGAAAGAUUGGUGUGGUCUCGCAGGAGCCGGUCCUUUUCUCGGGAACAAUUGCCGAAAAUAUAUCUUAUGGGAGCCCGCGGGCAACCAGGUCGGAGAUCGUUGCAGCCGCCCGGAAAGCGAACUGCCAAUUCAUCAGUGACUUCCCGGAUGGUCUCGACACCCAAGUGGGACCUCGAGGUGCUCAACUCUCCGGUGGGCAGAAGCAGCGCAUUGCCAUUGCCCGUGCUCUGAUUAAGGACCCUGAUAUUUUGAUCCUCGAUGAAGCAACUUCCGCACUUGACGCGGAGUCAGAGACUCUAGUCAAUAGCGCUCUUGCCGCCCUUCUUCGUGGGAAUAACACGACCAUCAGUAUCGCCCAUCGACUCUCCACCAUUAAACGAUCCGAUACCAUCAUUGUCCUUGGUCCUGACGGAAAGGUGGCCGAGCACGGCUCCUAUGAAGAAUUGAGUUCUCGUCCCGACGGUGCUUUUACGAAAUUAAUGGAGUGGCAAAUGAGUGGUGGUGAAGCGUCGCAACCGCCGCAGAGUACUCCUAUCAGUCCAGUGACAGCAGAGAAACUGUGGGACCUACAGAAGGACGAGGAGGUAGAUAUAGAUGAAACCAGCGAGAAUCUACAGAAGAGCGCAUAA
Messenger RNA from Aspergillus tanneri, 2325 nucleotides. RefSeq names its product ATP-binding cassette permease mdr2 (gene mdr2). Gene Ontology annotation, biological process: transmembrane transport. NCBI's taxonomy places the organism in Eukaryota, Fungi, Ascomycota, Eurotiomycetes, Eurotiales, Aspergillaceae. Gene Ontology annotation, cellular component: membrane. Gene Ontology annotation, molecular function: ABC-type oligopeptide transporter activity; ATP binding; ATP hydrolysis activity. The coding region runs from base 1 to 2325 and encodes 774 amino acids. The record is from RefSeq and is a predicted model, not a curated record. The transcript has 3 exons.